Molecule: messenger RNA, 1713 nt
Organism: Tetrapisispora phaffii CBS 4417
Lineage: Eukaryota; Fungi; Ascomycota; Saccharomycetes; Saccharomycetales; Saccharomycetaceae
Gene: ROK1
Product: RNA-dependent ATPase ROK1
Exons: 1
Coding region: 1-1713 (570 amino acids)
Biological process (GO): maturation of SSU-rRNA
Molecular function (GO): ATP binding; nucleic acid binding; RNA helicase activity
Source: RefSeq, a predicted model, not a curated record
AUGGAUAUUUUUAGAGUUUUAACAAGAGGUGCAAAUGUUAAUAAGAAAGCAACUAAGAAAAAUGGUGUUUCUGUUGAUUACAGUAUGGUGAAGAAUGAGCAAACUAUGGAUAAAAGUAGAGAAGAGCAUACGAUCAAUAGAGAGCUUGAUUUUUUCCGUAAUAAGAGAAUCAUUAAUAAAGUCGAGAAGGAAAAGCUGGAAAACUCUAAGGAUGCAGAUGAAGAUGAGAAGAAGGUUGUAACUGAGACUGAAUUGAACUUUGAUGAAACUUUGAAAAUCACAACCAAAGAGGAAGCGCUUGCUUUACGUAAGUCGUAUAAAGGUAAUAUUACAGGUUCAGACGUACCACUUCCAAUUGGUUCCUUUGAAGAUUUAAUCUCUCGUUUUUCAUUUGAUAAACGUUUAUUAAGAAAUCUAUUAGAGAAUCAUUUUACUGAACCAACUCCUGUUCAAUCAGAAUGUAUUCCAUUGGCUUUACAUACUCGUGAUAUGUUAGCCUGUGCUCCAACUGGUUCUGGUAAAACACUGGCAUUUUUAAUCCCCUUGCUACAACAAGUAAUAGAACAGAAAGAAGAAAUUGGUUUGAAAGGUUUGAUAAUAUCACCAACUAAAGAACUGGCGGAUCAAAUAUUUUUAGAGUGUACCAAGUUGGCAAACAGGUUAUAUUUGGAUAAAAAAAGACCAUUACAAAUUGCAUUAUUAUCCAAAUCACUAAGUUCUAAACUUAAGAAUAAAGUUAUAAGUGAUAAAAAAUAUGAUAUAAUAAUAUCGACUCCAUUGAGACUAAUCGAUGUGGUUAAAAAUGAAGCGUUAGAUUUAUCAACUGUUAAGCAUCUUAUUUUUGAUGAAGCUGAUAAACUAUUUGAUAAAACUUUUGUUGAACAAACUGAUGACAUUUUAAAUUCUUGUAGUGAUCCAAGUUUACGUAAAGCCAUGUUUUCUGCUACAAUUCCAUCAAAUGUCGAAGAAAUUGCUCAAACUAUUAUGAUGGAUCCUAUUAGAGUUAUUAUUGGUCAUAAGGAAGCUGCUAAUGCUAACAUUGAACAAAAAUUAAUAUUUUGCGGUAACGAAGAAGGUAAACUAAUAGCCAUCAAACAAUUAGUCCAACAGGGUGAAUUUAGACCUCCGGUCAUUAUCUUUUUAGAAUCUAUUACGAGAGCAAAAGCUUUAUAUCACGAACUGAUGUAUGAUAACUUGAAUGUCGAUGUUAUUCACGCUGAAAGAACACCGAUCCAGAGAAAUAAAAUCAUUGAAAAAUUUAAGACUGGUGAGUUAUGGUGUCUAAUUACCACGGACGUUUUAGCCCGUGGUAUUGAUUUCAAAGGUGUCAAUCUAGUUAUCAACUACGAUGUUCCAAGAACUGCACAAGCUUACGUUCAUAGAAUUGGUAGAACUGGUAGAGGUAAUCGUUCAGGUAAAGCAGUUACUUUUUACACAAAGGAAGAUUCCAUUGCAGUCAAACCAAUAGUUAACGUUAUGAAGCAAAGUGGGGCGGAAGUUUCAGCCUGGAUGGAGAAGAUUGCUAAGAUCUCUAAAAAGGAAAAACAAUUAAUCAAGAAUGGUCAAGCACAUAAAGAACGAAAACAAAUUAGUACUGUUCCAAAGAUAGAGAAACAAAAGAAAAAGCGUAAGUUUGAAAUGAUUGAAGCCUCUAAAAAAAGAAAACUUAUGGAGAACUCAGAAACUUCCAAGAUUGAACCUACUGAGGAGUGA